Molecule: messenger RNA, 3254 nt
Organism: Cryptomeria japonica (Japanese cedar)
Lineage: Eukaryota; Viridiplantae; Streptophyta; Pinopsida; Cupressales; Cupressaceae
Product: nuclear cap-binding protein subunit 1
Exons: 20
Coding region: 147-2807 (886 amino acids)
Biological process (GO): nuclear-transcribed mRNA catabolic process, nonsense-mediated decay; mRNA export from nucleus
Cellular component (GO): nucleus; nuclear cap binding complex
Molecular function (GO): protein binding; mRNA binding; RNA cap binding
Source: RefSeq, a predicted model, not a curated record
AUAGAUGCAUAUAUUCGUGAAAAGCGAGAACCCUUAAGGGUUUGCCGCCCGUGUCGUGAAAUCCCUACAGGUUCUUGUGGUCUCUUUGAGUAUUAGAAAUACUUCAGUGUUGAACUUAAAACCUCUUCAUUAAGUAGGCACUUCAGAUGCGCACUCAAACAAUUUUGGAAUCUCAUCAACGGUUUUUGUGGUUGUUGAAGAAGAAGACGACGAAGGAAAAUAUAAAGAUGAGUGGGUGGAAGCCAAUGGUAGUACAGCUGGGGGAUAAAUGCCCUGAAUAUGGAGGCCAAGUUGAUGUUGAAUUCCACAUUGAAACAUGCAGUGGCAUGCUUUGGCGGGAGCUAGAACAUUCUGGAGAUGAAAUUUUGCAGCUUGUCAUACAAUGCGCUGAAGAACUUCCACAUAAGAGUACAUUGUAUGCUACUUUGGUUGGCUUAUUGAAUCUUGAAGAUGAAGAAUUUGGUAGGAAGGUUGUGGAUACAGCACAUGCCAAAUUGCAGGAUGCUUUGAAUAGCGAAAAUUGCAAUAACAUACGAAUAUUAAUGCGCUUUAUCACUGUACUGAUGUGCAGCAAUGUCAUUCCUCCUAGUUCUGUGAUAGAAGUUUUUGAGACACUUCUGUCAUCAGCAACUACCACUGUAGAUGAAGAAAGAGGAAACCUUGCUUGGCAAGCACGUGCUGAUUUCUAUAUAUUUUGCAUUUUGGGUUGCCUUCCAUGGGGCGGGCUGGAGCUAGCUGAGCGUGUACCAGAUGACCUUGAUAGAGUUAUGACUGAAAUUGAAGCUUAUCUAAGUAUUAGGAAACACAUUUUUGAGCCCGCCUUUCUGCCGUUUGAAACACCAGCAGAUGAUAACAAGGAUGGAGGACAGGACUUCUUGGAAGAUUUAUGGGAACGCAUAAAAUCGCUAUCUGAAGAUGGAUGGAAGGUUGAUAGUGUUCCACGACCACACCUUGGUUUUGAAUCUCGAUUGGUGACUGGAAAGAGUUAUGAAUUUAAACCAGUGACAUGUCCUGAACAGCCUGAUCAACCUUCACCAAGUUCUGAUGUUACGGUUGGUAGACAAAGACAUGAAGCAGAGUUAAAAUAUCCACAAAGGAUUCAAAGAUUGCAUAUUUUUCCCGUUUCAAAAACUGAAGAGAACAUGAAACCCAUAGAUCGCUUCGUAGUUGAGGAGUAUUUGCUGGAUAUUAUGCUUUACCUAAAUGGCUGCCGUAAGAAAUGUGCUGCGUAUAUGGCUAGCUUACCUGUUACAUUCCGCUAUGAAUAUCUAAUGGCUGAAACAAUAUUCUCUCAGCUUCUUUUGCUCCCCAAACCCCCUUUUAAGGGAUGCUAUUAUGCCUUGGUGAUUAUUGAUCUUUGUAAGGCUCUUCCUGGAGCUUUCCCUAUGGUUGUGGCUGGAGCUGUGCGUUCCCUUUUUGAUAGGGUGAAUGAUCUAGAUAUGGAAUGUCGGACUUGCCUUAUUCUCUGGCUUUCUCAGCACUUAUCAAACUUUCAGUUCAUUUGGCCAUGGGAAGAAUGGUUGCAUGUUUUGGAUCUUCCAAAGUGGUCACCACAACGUGUCUUUGUACAGGAAGUACUUCAGCGAGAAGUUAGAGUAUCUUACUGGGACAAAAUCAAGCAGAGUAUUCAAAAUGCUCCAGGUCUAGAAGAACUUCUCCCACCAAAAGAUGGCUCUUGUUUCAAAUAUGGAGAUCAGGAAGGAGACCACUCGGAAGUAGUAGAAUUCUCUCUAUCUAAAGAGCUGAAUAAUAUGGUGAAGGAUAAGAAAACAUCUCGUGAAAUUCUUUCUUGGGUGGAGGAGAAUAUUGUUGCAGUACAUGGGCAUGGUGUUUCAGUUGAUGUGGUUGUUCAAACACUUCUUCAUAUUGGAUCUAAGAGUUUCACACAUUUAUGCACUGUACUGGAGAGAUUUGGAAAUGUAAUAAGUAAAUUGGGUUCUGGUCAAUCAAAUGAAAUUCUAGUAAUAGAAGAAACCUCCAAAAUUUUUCAGAAUAAUACUCAAAUGGCUGCUAUUGCCAUUGAUCGCAUGAUGGUAUAUCGGAUUGUUUCUAAUUUAUCAAUCGUGACCUGGGUGUUUUCUCCAUCAAAUGUUGAACAAUUUCAUACUUCAGAUCGUCCGUGGGAGAUUUUAAGAAAUGCACUCGAUAAAACCUACAAUCGCAUAUCCGAUUUAAGAAAGGGAGUGAUUUCUGCUGAAAAAUCUGUUCAAAAAGCUAUUGAAGCCAAAGUGAAGGCACAGGCUGACUUGGAUUCUGCAGAGGCUUUACUAGAAGCAGCAGACAGCGAAGAACUUCAAGGUCAAGCAGCAGUCAGAUUAAAACGACUCAAAGCAGCAGUAGACAGAAUGAAGCAAGAGGAGAGUUCUGAACAGGAAUCUCUGGAGGCAAAAGAUGCACUCCUAUCUCGAGCGCUUAGUGAAAAUGAGGUAUUGUUCAUCACUCUUUAUAGGAGCUUUUCGGAUGCACUUAUGAAGCAACUCUCAGUUGAUCUCACUGAGAAACAGGAAGAUGUUCUUGGACCAGAUCACAGAGAGCCAAUGUCUAUAGAUUCAGAAGAACCUUCAGCAAUGGAUGCUGAUGAUGAUGAACGACGGAAUCAAAGGUUCUUGAAAAGCAAUGGAUUACAUAGCCAAGCAGAACAGGAGUGGUGUCGUUGCACCCUAGGCCAGGUCCGGGCACUGACAAGGAAGUAUGCAACAGAGAUUUGGCCUCACAUUGAGAAAAUAGAUGCUGAAGUUUUUACAGGAGAUAUACAUCCUUCUAUUGUAAAAGCAGUAUAUUCUGCCCUUCGGCGUCCAUUUUCAUAACUGAAAAGGGCUGUAAUCUGAUGUAAAAAUGCAGCUUAUUGAAAGAGUGGAUGUAAAAUAUUCAUGAAUACAAUGUGUUUGUGGUGUUUUCAACUGUAGUUUAUCUUUGUUGGUAAAGGCCUUAAAUGUAAGGUAGGAAAUGAUAGGUGUAAUGUAUUGCAGUCAACCGAAGUAGCCUUCAAUGAAUGACAAAAUUUUGCCACUGAAGUUUACAUAAUAUAGAAGUAUAUAGGCUAAACCUGUGACAGAAAAUUUGGCCAAAGGCUUGGAAGUAAAUCCAUAAACAUAAUCCAUUGGUCCUUUUCCCAGAUAUCACAUAUGCCAAAGCAAAUAGAGAUUGAGGGCAUCGUAUAUCAUCAUUAAUCAACAUUUAUAACAGCAUUUGAUUAGAAAAUAAAUUGAUUGGCACAUAUUAGUUCCACUGCCAAUCGGCAACUCUUUGUUUGA